AUGCUGGAGGUGAAAGUGCAGCACAACUCAGAGUCAGAGUACUUGGCUAGAGAUGGUCCUUCAAGCAACAGCUCCUUCUACAGCAGUGAAGGAGAGGGGACAGACCAUGAGGGAGAUAUUCUGGAUUGCAGCGGGUCCAGGCCUUUACUGAUGGAUUCGGAAGAGGAGGAGGAGACAUGCAGGUUGUGCCCAGGGUUCCUGCAGCCUGUGCCCAGGCACGAGGCCUCCAAAGAAGAUCCCCAGUCCCAGGCCAGAGCAGGGGAGGCGCUGUUCCCAGCCUUCCAGUCACACACCGGGGAGGUUUUUAACGAACCUGAUGUGUUUGCCACUGCUCCUUUCCGAAGCUCCAGGAAGGUGCCUGAUGAAGUGGAUGUCUUUACGAAAGCUCCUUUUAUCUGUAAGGGUAAUGCAGCCCUACGACAUCCAGAGGAAGCAGAUGUGUUUCUGAGAGCCCCUUUCACUAAGAAGAAAAGCAUGGAAGAGCUGACUUCCCACAAGGAGCCAUUCACACCACCCAUUUUCCUGAGCCAAGGAGGCGAUGACCGGGCACAGCCGACGUUCCCGUGCCUGGAUUCAGUAGCUCACGGCUCUGUGGCCUCGGUGAGAGCUCCACAUCCUUCUGCUGGCUUUGCUCAGCCAGGCAAUCUCCAUCCCUGCUCUGUCAGAGCCGUGGAGGCCCAGGAGAGUGUCCCUGCUAAAGCAGCGCUGCCAGAGCAGGGCGACGUGGCUGGCAAGAGGAGCCACGGCCACACGCUGCCCGCGGAUGCCGCGCUGGGCUCCGUGGCCAGCAAGCCUUUCUGUCCACAGUCCCUGUCCAAGUAUUCCCGGCACUACAGUCCCGAGGAUGGGCCGGGCCUCGAGGCCAAGCCCAUAGCUGCUUACAAAGUGGUGUCUCAGACCAACAGACAGGCCAUAGCAGGGUCUGUCUCAGUUGUCCCACUGUCUUCCAGGACUAUGGAGCUGCCCAGCACAGAUCCCUUCGCCUUGGCACCCUUCCCCUUCAAAGCAGCAAAGCAGAAGCCUUAA
Sturnus vulgaris (Common starling) is the source of this 1026-nucleotide messenger RNA. The record is from RefSeq and is a predicted model, not a curated record. NCBI's taxonomy places the organism in Eukaryota, Metazoa, Chordata, Aves, Passeriformes, Sturnidae.